GCCUGGCUCCAGAGCAGAGGGGCUCCAGCCCUGGUAGCAUCUCCGGGGCCUCCUCUGGACUCACUCCAGCAGCUCCACAUCCUUCCUGUGCUGAGGAGUUUCCUGUAUCCCAAGGAUGGAGAAGAGGAAUCAUGGAAUUGCUGAUCCCCUCUGCACAAAAGUGCCAGAGAGCAUGGGACAGGCAGCUCCAGCCCCAUCUGUUGUGGCACUAAUGUGUGAUACCACAUUGACAACAACAAACUGGGAACUGCAUUGUCCAGCUAUGCAGUUUUGUUGCCUUCCUGAAACAGUUUCUGAAUUCAACACAAGCGGAGAAAUCCCUGGAAAAGAAAAAAAGUCCUGAGAAAUCACAGAAUCUGAGAAUAACUGAGGUUGGAAAAGACCUCCAAGAGCAUCGAGUCCAACCUUUGACUGAUCACCACCUUUUCAACAGACCAGAGCACUGAGUGCCACAUCUUCUGGACCUUUCCUGGUGGUCUCCACUCUUAACCCCUCGGAGCAGGCACAGUCACAGCUGUCAGAGGAGCACGGGACAAGUGAUAUGAGUUCUCUGGCCAAGCUACCAGCUUGCCUUGGGUGAAGGAGUGCCCCGUGCAGCCUUGGGCUGGUCCCAUUCCCAUUCUACGUGGAACAACCUUGGGGAUGGUCUGGAUUCCAGGUAUGACAGUCCUGUACUCUUCUUCAUUGCCAGGGGGCUCUGAGGCACAGCGAUCCCGGAGCAUCUGGAAGGAAAGGGAUGGUCCUGAAACUACCUUUGGGGAAUCCCGACCACACUCGGCUCCGUCACCCUUCCUAGGAAAGCGAGCAUCGCUGGCACUCGGACCGCAGCCCUGCCCAGCCCGCGGCCGCGGGGCAGCGAAGCAGAAGUGACUUGGGCGGCUCCUGCACGGCGCGUGGCUUCCCGUGGCACAGCCGGGCUGUCCUGUCAGGAAGUCACGCCGAGGGAGCAGGGGCAGUGCCCGGGAGCCGGCCCCGAGGUGUCCGUCAGUCCCGACCGCGUGGAUCGGCUGCGGGAGCGCCAUCGGCGGCUGGAACACCCCUGCGGGCACCGGGGGCUCACCCGGCCAGAGGCAGGGGAGGAUCAGGUGCCGGAGAGAGCUGAGAACCUGAAGUCUCUGGCAUCUCAGCCUUGGAUUUGGCAGAGGUUAGAGGAAGCAGCCGUGAGGGAAGGAAACGUUUCUGAGCCGGCUGGUGAGUCACUGGACAAACUCACCCCUGAUCCUGCUGUCCCCCAGAGUGAGGGGGGCUUGGUGCAGGUGCUGGAGGAGAGUUUCUCCCCAGGAGGAUGGUGCAUCCCCGCGACACAGAGAGGUUGUUCACCAUGAGUGUGGCUGUUCUGCUCCUCCUGGGGCUGGGGCUGUUGGGGGCAGAGGGCAGAAGAAACAGGUGUUACUUCAACCGCGCUCAGGAGCGCUGUGUGUGCUACAACCUGUCCGAGGAGACUGUGGACAGCAUCAUCCAGUGCCUCGCAGCCACUGUGGUGGAGUUUCGGGGGGGAGAUGUGGAGAAAUACAUAGCCUUCCCCAUCAGGAAGAUGGACGACUCUGCCAUUGAGGCUCUGGGCUCACUUAUCAUCGAGAAAGUGAUUAUUGCUGAUGUGCUGGUGCCUGAGAUCCUCCUGGCCCGUGUGUUGAGGUUCUUCUCCUACACCCACGUGAAGGAGCUGGUGUUUGACAGCUGUGUUUUCCAGGGCUCAGGUGACUGGCAUGAAAUGGAUGGCCAGAGCUUGCCCAUAUUGUCCCUGAGCUUCAAUAACGUGACAUCUGCCCCGCUGAUGGGCAAUGAACAGGCCUUCUCCAGCCUGAGCACGUGGCUGGAGACCCUGCAGGAGCUGGCUGUCACCAGCUCCCAUGUCACCAACCUGCCCUGUGCCAUUGGAAAGGUGUUCAGAGCUCUGCACACCCUGGACCUGGCACAAAACAGCCUCGAGGAUGGGAGCCUGACACCUACCUUCUGCCAGGGAACUUUCCCUCAGCUCCAGGUGCUGAGUCUGCAGCACAACAACCUGACGUCCUACCACAGUGUGUGUGAGGGAGUGGAGCUGCUUCAGGGGCUCCAGAACCUCAAUCUCAGCCAGAACAAGCUCAUGGCAGACCCAUCCUCCUCCUGCCAGUGGCCAGCAUCCCUCCGGAUCUUUAACCUGUCCCACACCGGCUUGGAGGAAGUGCUGACACCUCUGCCUCCCAACCUAGAGGUGCUGGACCUGAGCCACAACCACCUCCGUGCCGUGGACAUCUCCCUCAGCUCCCUGAAGAAGCUCUUCCUGAGCCAAAACCUGCUGCAGGCCGUCCCCUCCAUCCGGAAUUACCCCCUGCUGGACACCCUGCACCUGGACAACAACUCCAUCUCAGAGCUGCCGCGGGACGAGGUGACGCUCCUGGGGCGCCUGCAGGACGUGACUGCGGCCAACAACCCCUACAACUGCUCGUGCUCCGGGGCUGGGGGGCUGCAGGCACUGGCAGCGAGGGGGCACCUGGGGCAGGGCUGGCCCCAGGACUACACGUGCCAGUCCCCGCCGGGCUACCAGGGCUGGCGGGUGGCGGCCGUGCCGGUGUCGGCGCUGCGGUGUCACCGCGCCGCCGUGGUCGCCCCGCUCUGCGUGGCCCUGGCCCUGCUGGGCCUGGCAGGGGCCCUCUGCCUGCUCAGGGCCAGGCCCUGCCACAGGGUGAGAUGCUGGAGCCUUCCCACCCGUGCCUCCCCCUAGGAGCACCAAGGGAAGGCUCACAGGCCCCCCAAGUGAGGGGCUCUCUCGGUGUCCCCAGCCCAGGCUGCCCCAUGGAGCGUUAUCCCUGUGCCUUUGCCCCACUAGGUUUUGGGGCACCCCUCACUCAAAGCCCUGUCCCAGGGCUGUAGCCUCCCUUGUGGCCAACUCCAGCUCCCCAAGCCCAAACACGCCCCCAUUGCCCCUGUGAUGUCACCUGCCCUGGAUAAGAAGAAUUCAGCUCCAUCAUAUCCCCACUGGUGGCACUCAGAUGCCCCAAACCUCUCUGGGGUCUGGUGUUCCCUGACCAGACCCCCACAACACCUUGUAGCCCCCCCAUCCAGCCAUCCUUGGAGCCUCUGUGACCCCUCUGCUGGUCCUCCCUCUCCUCACCUGGGGUGCUGUGCCUGGGCCAGGAUGUUUGGUUUGUGAGGACGCUGCUUAGCUGCUCUUCAGCACAAGAGGAAACCCACAAAGACAGAAAAAUUACUAAAUUGAACACACAAAUGCCAACGAGGAGGAGCAGCCAAGACCUGAGCUCUGGAGGCACUGGUGGACAAGUCCCUCUGGUGUGACCCUGAGGACGUUCAACCAGAAACUUUUUGUGAUGAGAGGAAAAGGGGUUUGUUCUGGGUUAUGCAGAGAAUAUCUCACAUUAAGGGGAAAACUGAUCGUGGGAUUCUGAGGGAGAGCAGGGGAAUGCAGGACAGUGGGGAAUGCUUAU
Myiozetetes cayanensis is the source of this 3425-nucleotide messenger RNA. It is a transcript of the gene CD14, whose product is annotated as CD14 molecule. Gene Ontology annotation, biological process: lipopolysaccharide-mediated signaling pathway; positive regulation of type I interferon production; toll-like receptor 4 signaling pathway. Bases 1286 to 2704 code for a protein of 472 amino acids. NCBI's taxonomy places the organism in Eukaryota, Metazoa, Chordata, Aves, Passeriformes, Tyrannidae. Gene Ontology annotation, cellular component: external side of plasma membrane; lipopolysaccharide receptor complex; membrane raft. The record is from RefSeq and is a predicted model, not a curated record. Gene Ontology annotation, molecular function: protein binding; lipopolysaccharide binding. The transcript has 2 exons.